UCCAAUCACAAGGGUGGUUUCGUCAUAAUCAGCAAAGCGAGAGAGUGAACAAUUUGUUGAAGUUAGAUGAAAAUUUAUUAACCAAAAAAUAAUUCCAUCACUAAAGAAAAAAUUUUAGCAACAAAGCUUUUAGCAUAAAUAUGUUUCCGCUCCUUGAAAACCGCAACAGCGUGUAUUUGUAUCUAACUGCACUGCUGAUAUUUGCUUUUAACAACAAAAACAAUGGUUAUGUAAAUGCUACACCUGUAUUUCAAAUCCAAAAUGGCGUAAACAGCAACAAUUUCCACUCCUACCACAUUCUGCCGAUUGAUAAAGACAGUGAUUUUAACGCCAAUGCAACAUCAUUGAAUUUAUAUAACCAGCCGCUAAUAACCAAAAUGACACUCAGCGAUAAAGCAAAUCUCACCGCCAUCACGUGGGCGCAUGCGGUUAAUAGUCAGCAAGAGCUGAGCGGUGCGCUCAACAGUAACAUUAACAUGAUUGAGGCGGACAUUGUGCUCGGCAAGCUUAACAACACUGGUGACGAUUUGCCAGUGAUGGCGCAUCCGCCAGCCAAUUCCUCGGAUCUCUCAUUGACUGAAUUCAUGUUGCGCAUUUUGGAGCACAAUGAGGCGCAUGACGAGAAUGCGAAGGCUGUCAAAUUGGACUUCAAGUCCAUCGAAGUGUUUGAGGGCUCGCUGAAUAUUCUAAGUGAACUGAUACCAUUGAUGACUCAACCCGUUUGGUUGAAUGCGGACAUAAUACGCGGACCUGUAAAUCAGACCAGCACUGUACCGGUUCAUCCGGAGCGGUUUUUCGCUGGCGCUGCGAAAUUCGAAUCAGCCGUACUCUCGAUUGGUUGGACGACACGAUGGGGUGCCAAUUUCACAGACGGUGCUUACACGGAGCAGCAAAUCGACGAAAUGCUGCUUGCAAUCAAAAAUAACAAUGUAACCGCCAAACAACAUCCAAUCACAUUCCCCGUGCGCGCUGGUAUUGCCGCCAACAGUUUGGAACAACUGCAUGCGCUGGUGGCUGCUGUCAAUGAGACUAACGAAAGCUCACUCACCAUUUGGUCAUCGGCUGGUGAUUUCGUUGAUGUGCCGAAGUUACGCCAGCUCAUUUUCUCGUUUGGUUUUGAACGCGUAUAUUUGGACGUACCGGCGGAUUUAGCCGAUCAAUUGGGAUUGGAACGCGGGGAAACUGGCAGUGCCGCCAGCAGAUUGCCGUCUUUGCUCAGUUUUAGCAUUGUCAGCGCCUGCUUGUAUUUGACCAGCAUGUGGCUUAAUCGCAUUAGGUUGUAAGAUUUUUUAAUCAGUGGGCAAAUUCCGGGAGAUGGAAAACACGGUACUUUGAAAAGUACGAAAAACUCUAAAUAGUUUUUGAAUAUUCAAAAUUUUAAAUACAUAUACUAUACAUUUAAAAUUAAAUCCGAGCAUUUUUCGCAUAAAAAGAAAUCAUAAAAUCACAUCUCAUCGCGGCGUUAGAGUCACCAAAGCACUGGCCAGGCACUGUGUCUGCUUUAUUUAUGUAGAGCCCGCUGACCGCCAGCUUAGCGCGAAGGUAGCUAAAAAUCUAUGACGACUUUUCUGGUUACAUGAAUCCGACUAUCGGGAGAGCAGUAUGUAAUGGUUAUGAAAAAAAUUUAUAAAAUUUUUUUUUUUAACUUUUGACCAAGCAUUGACAAAACGCAUCCUUUACUAAACAAGUGAAAAUAAAACAAUUCUUAUUUAUAUUACAA
Bactrocera latifrons is the source of this 1720-nucleotide messenger RNA. RefSeq names its product protein FAM151B. NCBI's taxonomy places the organism in Eukaryota, Metazoa, Arthropoda, Insecta, Diptera, Tephritidae. The transcript is spliced from 6 exons. The record is from RefSeq and is a predicted model, not a curated record. Bases 141 to 1283 code for a protein of 380 amino acids.